AUGUCGAACUUCAAGCGCGCACCAGUUCAAGCUGGGGGUCAAGCAAGGACCAGCAGCAUUCUGAGCUCUUUGAAGGCUACCAAGAUGACGGAGAGCAAGGCGGUCCUACCCGCAGAAAUUAUAUCGGCAAUCCUCGAUUACCUGCCGAUCCCCGACCUCAUGAGCUUUGCUCGCACCUCGAAGAGAAUGCUGGAAAUGGUGUACGAAGACUCGAGGUGGGUACAGAGGCUAUCGGCCAUGGGCGUAUGGAAUGAGGGGGAGGCGAGGAAGAGAUUUGAAGAGGCAUUGAAGAAAAGGAGGGAAAUCAUGCGUUUGCGUGCCGAGGAGGACUCCAAACGGACGGGGAUCGGUGUCAGUGGGAAUUCGGGGGUGAGGAAGACCAGCACCAUGUUGUUUGAUGCGGGGGUAGAGGAAGAACGACAAAGAUCUACGGAAGUUCCUUCGAAGCCUGUGGGCGCCUCGAUGGACGGCUUCGAAACGUUGACCUUGUCCUCGAAUACGCAGCCCACUCAGACCUCGAUGGGUCGAGCCGCGAUGCUGGACCCCGAGGCGCUGCUGCUGAUCUUUUCCGGGGUGAAAUCGAUCAGAGGGUCUGCGAGGCAGGAAUAUGCAAAGAUUUAUGCGGCUCUGGCACCAUUUUAUCAUGAUUUGGCGAGGUCAAAAAGCCAUACCGAUCCUGUCAUUUUUAGGGUAUAUCGAGAACCAGAACAACAGGCGCAGAUGUUGGCACACCUACAGAUAUUUGCUCGCAGUGACUGGGCCCAAGGGUGGAGAUUCAGGGAGGAGAAGCUAAAUACUAUGGCAGGAAUAUUUGAGAACGCUGUUCUACGAGAAUUCGAGCAAGGGUACGAGGCAAUGGAUAUUGAUGGGAAAAUGCGUCGCUAUGCCCACGUUUUGUCUGUUCUGAACGGGGGCCAAGCAGGUAUUGAGCUUUUUGUUCAGAAGCACCCAAUUUUCACUGAUCGAGAAUAUCUUGGCAACCCGCUGGAAUGCCUCAAUCAAGCUUCAUCUGACGGGUUGACUUUGGAACCAUCACGUCAAUUUCUGGAGAAGCUCUCCAGGAAGAUCAAUGAGCAGGCCGAUGUCAUCGAUCGGGUGUUUCCUGCAGGAGAGGAUGUUUAUCAACUAUUCCUGGACAAGGUUACAGAUGAGAUUCUUAUCGAAUAUAUCAUGCCCCUCUUCGACGAAUGUCACCGUCGGAGUAUAGCUUCGUAUUUGAAGGCAGUAUCCGGUCUCUUUGACCAGGCUCUCAGGCUCGGAGCGAGUCUGAAACCAACAAAGAACUCUGGUAAGAGCUUCGUGACAAAAGUUCAGGAGAUCAUAUCAAGGGUCUUCGAGCCUCAUGUGGACUUGUACCUACAAGAGGAGCUAGAUCAUUUCAAAAAGCAGGCAGAUCUCGAAGUCAGCACCUGGGAAAGUAAACUCUCAGCCCAGGAUGCCACCACGGAGUCUUUCUUCAUGGCAAAUUUCAACAGGCAGGCCGACAAGAAGGAUUUCUUGAGCUCCUUCAAAAAGGUUGUCAUGAUGCCUGUCAAUGUCCUACCCAGCUUACCAAAAUCCUCGCCGUUCGGGGCCACGAAGACCUUGUCUGCUAGCCCAGCCAAUCGGGCCAGUCUUCAAUUCUCUCAACCUCCAUCCAGAUCUCAGACUCCGAGUCUCGGGAUAGCCGGCAAUCGAGCAUCGACUCCUGUGAUCAUGCCUACAGAGGCGCCGACGGAUGAGUUGGCCGCCAAAGCGGCCCUCAUGGCAUCGAGGCUGGAAGGAAUUCGAUCCUUAUUCAGUAUCGAGGUCGCACUUGAUCUGACCCACUCUGCAAAAGCAAGCAUUGAACGGGCGGCUCCCUUUGUCCUUCUUGGCGGUCAGACCGGGGAGGAAGCACGAGAACAAUGUGAAGCAAUUUUUGUCGCCCUGCUUGCAACCCUUGGGGAUCGCCACGUGAAGAUAGGGUUCGACAAGGCUGUCGGGCAUCUGUCGAAAUAUAAUCCUCGUGAGGUCAGCGAGCACCAGCAGAGCGUUGCGCCCCUGGUGACGUUCCUGGAACUUGUCAAUGUAGGCGAUUUGAUCUCGCAAAUGAUCGACGUCUUCUACGAGCAACAACUGGCCACCACGAAGCUAUCCGACCGCAAUGACUUUCUCGACCCGGCCGUCAAAGCCAAGAAGAAGUUCGAGCAGAUGCUCGACGAGCGUGUAGCCGCCGGACUCAACAAUGGGAUCGACGUCCUCAUGGAUGAAGUCGAAUACCUCUGCGCAACCCUCCAGCAGCCCACUGACUACAAUCCCGUUCCGGCGUCAGACGCCAAUUCCCAAACGUUCGAAGUCGGCGCCACGCAAGCGGCCGAGAAAGUGGUACAGCUUGUCGAGUCCCACACGAAGAUGCUGACGGGCAGCACCGACAAGAGUAUGCUCGAUGUUUUCAACCAGGAAGUUGGGCUCCGCCUCUUCGCUGCCAUCUGCAAGCACCUCAAGCGCCAGCGCAUCAGCGUCGACGGCUCCAUGCGCCUCAUCUCCGACAUGAACCUCUACUUCGUGUACAUCCGGACAUUGAGGAAUGCGGAUCUGCUAGAGUACUUCAAAGCCUUGAGGGAGCUGAGUCAGAUCUAUCUGAUUGAUCCCAAGCAUGCAAAGGACCUGGCGGAGGUUAUCGCUGAUGGGGACCGCUUCCGGGGCAUCUUCAGGGCUGAGGAGGUUUAUGAGUUUGCGGAGCGGAGGGCAGAUUGGUAUACGGUCAAGAGGAACGUUGAGAGGGCCAUGUAUGGGAUUGGGUGUGGGCUGAUGUGA
Messenger RNA from Drepanopeziza brunnea f. sp. 'multigermtubi' MB_m1, 2778 nucleotides. RefSeq lists its product as uncharacterized. Gene Ontology annotation, cellular component: exocyst; cytoplasm. Gene Ontology annotation, biological process: exocytosis; Golgi to plasma membrane transport. Lineage: Eukaryota; Fungi; Ascomycota; Leotiomycetes; Helotiales; Drepanopezizaceae. The record is from RefSeq and is a predicted model, not a curated record. Gene Ontology annotation, molecular function: protein binding.